This is a messenger RNA of Thermochaetoides thermophila DSM 1495, 912 nucleotides long. RefSeq lists its product as uncharacterized. Gene Ontology annotation, molecular function: inositol monophosphate 1-phosphatase activity. Bases 1 to 912 code for a protein of 303 amino acids. The record is from RefSeq and is a predicted model, not a curated record. Lineage: Eukaryota; Fungi; Ascomycota; Sordariomycetes; Sordariales; Chaetomiaceae. The transcript has 2 exons. Gene Ontology annotation, biological process: signal transduction; inositol metabolic process.
AUGGCCGACAUCAACCUCCAAGCAGUCCACGACCUCCUCGUCGAGGUCGCCUUCGAGGCCGGGCAGAUGAUUAUGGCCGCCAACACGGCCAAGAUCAAGACUGACACCAAGGCGAGCGACGUCGACAUCGUAACCGAAACCGACCGCGCCGUCGAAGCCCACGUCUCCGCCCGCCUGCGCGCCGCCUACCCCACGUUCCCCUUUGUUGGCGAAGAAACCUACAUCCCCGGCCAAACCACCAUCACCCCCGCCCCAACCUUCAUCGUCGACCCCAUCGACGGCACAACCAACUUCGUGCACGGCUUCCCCGCCGCCUGUAUCUCCCUCGGCCUCGCCGUCGACCGCGUGCCCGCCGUAGGCGUGGUGUACAACCCCUUCCAGGACAUCCUCUACACAGCGAUUAAAGGAAAGGGGGCAUACAUGCAGCGGAAUGCAUCCCUCCCAGAAGGCAAGGGUAGGGGGGAGAGAGUUCGGCUCGGCGAGAAUCUGACGCCGCUAGGCGACCUGCGCAGCGCGCUGGUGGGCAUUGAGUGGGGCAGUCAGCGGGACGGGCCGAAUUACAAGGUGAAGGUUGAGACGUUUCGGAAGCUGGCGGCGGCGCGGGAGGAUGGGGGUGGGAUGGUAGGCGGAUUGAGGAGUUUGGGGAGUGCGGCGCUGAAUCUUUGUGCUUGUGCUGCGGGCCAGUUGGAUAUGUAUUGGGAGGGCGGGUGCUAUGCUUGGGAUGUUACGGCGGGGUGGUGUAUUUUGAAUGAGGCUGGGGGUAAGGUUGUGGGAGGGAAUCCCGGGGUGUGGAAACCGGAGUUGACGGAGAGGAUUUACCUUGCUGUGAGGGGGGCGAGUGCUGGGCAGAAGGAGCUGAUUGAGGAGUUCUGGGGGGUCAUUGGGGAUGGUAGGUUGGAGUACAAGCAUUAG